GACGUCACCGGUUCCGUCCCAACACGGAAACAUGGAAUAGUGGCAGUUACGGUUUCGUCCGUGUUGCUAUGGUUUUAAAGCGACACCACGAGCUCAGAUCUCGUCGUGUUCGGUAACCGUCAGCGCGGCUCUGCCGGUGUUAAGCGGCCGAGGUUGAGUUUCUGACCGAUGGACGCCCGCGCUGGAAACGGAGAGAGAGUUCGACCUCUGUUGUUAGUUCAAUAGCUUCAGUUCUCCGUUUGUUCACAGCCAUGAAAGAAAGUGCUUUCGGGGUCACGAGGGCUCUGGGACGCCUGCUGCUGUUUCUUCUCCUGCUGUCCUGGGAAGGAAAACUUUUUCAGGUUGGAGGGGUCAGAUCAGUCACCCUCCCAGAAUCCCUGCUGUUCGUCUCCACGCUGGACGGUAGUCUGCAUGCUGUCUCCAAACAAACAGGAGACAUCAAGUGGACCUUAAGAGAAGACCCCAUCAUCCAAGUGCCUGUCUACCUCACAGAGCCAGGUUUUCUCCCAGACCCCAACGAUGGCAGUUUAUAUGUACUGGGCGGCAAGUACAAGGAAGGCCUGAUGAAACUGCCUUUUACUAUACCAGAACUGGUUCAGUCAGCACCCUGCAGGAGCUCUGAUGGUAUACUCUAUACAGGUAAAAAGCAGGAUGUGUGGUUUGUGGUGGAUCCUGAGACAGGUGAGAAGCAAACCAGUUUAACCACCUCCACCUCUGAAUCCAUCUGCCCCAACUCUCCUCUGCUCUACAUCGGACGCACAGAAUAUGUGGUUACCAUGUUUGACACCAAGACACAGGAGCUGCGAUGGAACGCUACGUACAAUGAUUACUCUGCUCCUCCUUAUGAUGAAAAACAAGACUACAAAAUGGCCCAUCUUGUGUCGAGUGGUGAUGGCCUUGUUGUGACAGUUGACAGAGAGUCAGGUGACGUCCUAUGGAGUCAGAACUACGGCUCGCCUGUCGUGGGGGUCUACCUGUAUUCUGGUGACUCGCUAAGACACGCCCCCCACCUGUCCCUCGCCAUGGAAACGCUACGUUUCCUCACCUUCUCCUCUGCCAACGACCAGGCAGACGCACACUCCACUUUGAAGUGGAGCUAUCAGUUUGUGAAGGAGCAAGCCAGCGCGCAAACACAACUUGUACCCACUCUCUAUGUUGGAAAAUUGGACUCUCACCUCUAUGCCUCAACCUCCCUUGUCCACCAUGGAGUCUCAUUAGUGCCUCGAGGCCUGACCCUGGCUCGGAUUGAUGGGCCUCUGACGGCCGGAGUGACGGUCAGAGAGCGAGGGGAGUGUGAGAUCACACCGUCCACUGAUGUUCGCUAUCCACCAGGGAGCACCAACAGCCGGAAGAACCACUGGCUGUUGAUAGGCCACCAUGAGCUCCCUCCGGUAGCCCACACCACCAUGCUGAGGGAUUUCCCCGUCACCCUGCAGCGUUCCAGUGAGGCAGUCAUCCCCCCCCGAACUCCUGGCUCCUCUGCCUCCCCGGUGUCCCCUGCCUCCUACUACCACCAGCGAUAUUUCCGGGAACUUGCUGAUAGCCAUAGCGACACUAAUGCCGACAGAGGAGGGGUGGACGGGGGGACUUCAGGACAAGCUCAGAGGCGGGCCCCUGUGCUCCCUGUCUACAUGACUCAGGACCGUCUGACUCUGGCUGUUCUGACACUGCUGCUGGGAGGAUGGCUGGCCUUCGCCCUCACAUACCCUGCUCGUGCAGCCCAGCAGCUCAAAGCUCAGAGGCAACUGGAGGAGGCUUUGGAGUCUCGUCUCCAGCGCAUGCAGACCAACAUGCAGACGAACAAUCAGACAGUGACCUUGGUUUCUUCGGACACAAGCCCUUCUACUGACUCAAACCUGUCCAGUGACUCUGCGCCUGCAUCUGCUGACCCUCCGCCUACUCCUCACAGUCACAGCAGUGGCACCUCAGACGCUGAUAAAAAUGGCACAACUGGGCACAAACCCACAGCAGAAGGAAACAGUGAGGAAGUGCAAGUGGGUAAAAUCUCCUUCACGCCAUCUGAGGUCCUUGGACACGGCACAGCGGGAACUUUUGUCUUCAGGGGUAAAUUCGACGGACGGCACGUCGCGGUGAAGCGAAUCCUGCCGGAGUGUUUUGAGGUAGCGGAGAGAGAGGUGCAGCUCCUCCGAGAGUCUGACACUCACCCCAAUGUCAUCCGAUACUUCUGCACGGAAAGAGACCGCCUCUUCACAUACAUCGCCAUCGAGCUGUGCACAGCAACCCUGCAACAGUAUGUGGAGGAUCCGUCUGGCUUUCCUGACCUGAAUCCUAUAACUCUGAUGGAACAGACCAUGUGUGGCCUUUCACACCUCCACUCACUCAACAUAGUCCAUCGCGACCUGAAGCCUAGAAACAUCCUCCUCUCUGGCCCCAGUGCGCUGGGUCAGGUCCGAGCUCUCAUCUCCGACUUUGGGCUCUGUAAGAAGAUCCCAGAUGGUCGGAGCAGCUUUUCCUUGCGGUCAGGAAUACCAGGAACUGAAGGGUGGAUAGCACCCGAAGUGCUGCGGGAAACGCCUGGAAAUAAGCCGACGGCAGCAGUGGAUGUGUUCUCAGCCGGCUGUGUAUUUUACUACGUGGUCAGCAGAGGGCAGCACCCUUUUGGUGACACACUGAGACGACAGGUCAACAUCCUGUCAGGAGAAUAUUCGCUCUCACAUUUUAUGGAGGACAUACACGAUGACGUCAUAGCGAAGGAUCUGAUCGAGCAAAUGAUCAGUACUGACGCCGAGACACGCCCCUCCACCGCCUGCGUUCUCAAACAUCCGUUCUUCUGGAGCCCAGAGAAGCAGCUGCUCUUUUUCCAAGACGUGAGUGAUCGCAUAGAGAAGGAACCAGCAGACAGUCCGAUCGUUGUCAGGCUGGAAACUGCAGGAAGAGCUGUGGUGCGAACCAACUGGAGGAUGCACAUCUCUGUGCCUCUACAGACAGACUUGCGCCGAUUUAGGACGUAUAAAGGAAACUCGGUCCGAGACCUGCUGAGAGCCAUGAGGAAUAAGAAACAUCACUACCACGAGUUGCCACCAGAGGUGCAGGGGACUCUUGGCGAGCUGCCCGAAGGCUUCGUCAGCUACUUCACGUCACGGUUUCCACGGUUACUGAUGCACACACAUGCUGCUCUGCACAUCUGCGCCCAUGAGAGACUGUUUCACCCCUACUAUUUGCCCCCCAGUGCCAAAUGAAUUUCACAUGACUCUGCACUGCGUAUACUCUUUACACAUUCACACAGACAUACACUGGUGUAUUUUUUGGUGCACGAGGGAAAUCCCAGACAGUGCUCCGUUAUUGCUUUUGUAAAGCCCACACUGUUUUGGGGGGGAAGUUACAGUGCUGUGAAAAAGUUUUUAUAUGCUUUGAUUUGUUUUAUAGAUUAAGUAUAUUUUUCUGCAGCUGUUGCCCAAGAAAUAAUUAAAAAAAAAAUUUUUUAUAAAGCACUACGAAUGCUUAUCUCUGCAAGGGCUGCAUACAUUUAUUAUAUUAAUAAUGGAAAAUAUUUUAAAACUAUAUCUUAAUGUGUAACUCCAUCAGAAUGCACAUCAUGAAAGGAAAUCAUGAAAUGCAGGUGCCAGGUAUUUUUAUUCAGUCAGAUGCAAUUGCUGGGCAGUCUGUUUUCUCCAAACAAAUUCAGGUGAAAGGUUUUUGGUGGAUUUUGUGGAAUUCACCAAACAAGAAGGGAAGCACAGCUGUUCUCAAGCCCAUAUUACCUGAUUUCACUGGACGAUGUUUACAGUUUUGAGAUGUCCUGCUAAUGGACAAACAAACAGAGAAACAGAGGAAAUUAUCUCAUACGUCAUGUGUUAUUUGAAAUAAAUGAUCAACAGUGUGCAACAGUGUCAGAACCAAUGCUGCUCAGGCCCCACAGUCAGAUUUUAGCUACAGGUUUUAGCUUUUAAAAAAGCUUGUAAAUCUGCCUGUGGAGCUAAAACAACCUGAUAAUAGAUUUACAAUGAACCUUGUUGGAUUUCAGAGUGUUAAUAAUUCAGUUCACUAAAAUAUGAGCGUGUUGUUCGGGUGAGGAUCACUUCUGAAUGGCUUUGGAGCCGAGGUUAAAUAACACAACAAAAGAGAGGUGCACAAACUUUGUCACAGCACUGUAGGUAACACAGACUCUGGACAACAGGUUUCAUAAAAAUAGAGCUUGUGUUACAAAGCCGCAUGUCAAAGAAGAAAUUAUUCAAUGUGCUAGUUAAACAGUUUACUUUCCCCAUGUUAGUGUUGCUUCUGUGCUUCUGUUCACUCCUCUAGCAUAUUUCAGUGCCAACAACUCCAUAUUUUCUUUACCGUUUUAAUGCAUUUGAUGUAUGCGUGUGUGUUUAUCCGUUACUGCAUUGCUAAAUGUAGCUACAUUUACCAAAACAAUGCGCUCCGCUGUGUUUUGCACCGAAGGCAGUACAUGAAACAUAACAGUCCAAUGUCAUUGGCGCUGUUAAAAUGUUUGUAAAGCGCAUGUGCUAUGAUAAAUUUGUCACCUGUGUGUCUGAGCAGUAAUGCAGAAACGACAAACGACAGUUGAAGGUACAGACACGUGUGGGCCAUUCUGUGCUGUGCAGUAUGUUGCAUUGGAUUAGCAAAACCCUACACAGCUUCAGAAAAGGCUGCUAGCCAUGUGAAAUCCCACCCACCCCACCCUGUAACUAACUACUGGACGGUUUGCUUAUAAGUCUGCAGUAGAGUGAAUGAUGAAGAAUCAAACUUUUGUACUUUUUUUUGGAAUGAGAGAAUUAAAUCGAUGCUUUGGGUGUGCCAAAGAAUGAAGUGAA
Toxotes jaculatrix (banded archerfish) is the source of this 4778-nucleotide messenger RNA. It is a transcript of the gene ern2, whose product is annotated as endoplasmic reticulum to nucleus signaling 2. Gene Ontology annotation, cellular component: IRE1-TRAF2-ASK1 complex. The transcript has 24 exons. Gene Ontology annotation, molecular function: ATP binding; RNA endonuclease activity; protein serine/threonine kinase activity. NCBI's taxonomy places the organism in Eukaryota, Metazoa, Chordata, Actinopteri, Toxotidae. Gene Ontology annotation, biological process: mRNA processing; IRE1-mediated unfolded protein response; intrinsic apoptotic signaling pathway in response to endoplasmic reticulum stress. The record is from RefSeq and is a predicted model, not a curated record. The coding region runs from base 252 to 3200 and encodes 982 amino acids.